Molecule: messenger RNA, 3170 nt
Organism: Cornus florida
Lineage: Eukaryota; Viridiplantae; Streptophyta; Magnoliopsida; Cornales; Cornaceae
Product: mitogen-activated protein kinase kinase kinase 1-like
Exons: 8
Coding region: 331-2115 (594 amino acids)
Biological process (GO): protein phosphorylation
Molecular function (GO): protein kinase activity; ATP binding
Source: RefSeq, a predicted model, not a curated record
CGCGUUUUCUCUCUCCUCCCGACACCGUUUAUCAGUCUUCCCCCGGUCUCCCUCUCUCUCUUCGUUCAACCAUUUCAACUCCAUUUGGUUUCUUGCAAGCAGCACACACAACAUACCCUAAAACCUCACCAAAAUCACAGUGGGGAGAGAAGCUAGAGAGAGAAACCAGUCAAACCACCUUCUCCAUUUCUCCCUUGCCAAAUCACUUCCAUCAUUACCUUGUUCAAAUUCAACAGUCAAAGAAAUAAGAUAGAGAAAGCUCGAUUCUGCUCAAUUUUUCUACUUCUAUGAUUGAUCGGUUGUGGCAGAGGUAGAUGGAUCGAGCUCUCAAUGAAUCGCAUACAACGAUUUUUCACUCAUAGCGAGAAUCGCAAAGGCAUGGACUCGAAGCAGAAGCAGAAGCAGAAGCGGAAGGGGCCGAAGCUCGAGCGCCGAAACGCCCUCAAGAACAUAGACUACGAGGCGUCUUCGGAGGACGCGUCGUCUCGUCGGACUCGGUCGCUCGAUAUAUAUUCGGCCAAUGAUCGGUCUAGCUUCAGAAUUGGAGGAGCCGAAGGUGAGGUUGAUAGAGUUUGCCGGAGCAUAGGGCUUUCGGGACCGGACGAUUUUGGGAUACCGUUGGCGGCGUGGGAGUCGAGGACGGUCCGGUCUUCGUCGGAUCUUCUGCCGAGGUCUCGGUUGCACCUACUGGACGGCGGGAUGGUAGAUUCACCUCUUCCACAACUGGAGGAUGUAGAUUCCAGUGGAUUAUCAGAUCGGUUUGAAGAUAGUGUGAGGGUUAGUGAUGCAAUUGAGGGGCAAAUUGAGUCUAUUGAGUUGAAUGAUUCUGAAUUGUUAAAUAGUGUACGAGACAGUGUUAGGGUUUGUGAUAUUAGUGAGGAUCGGAUUGAGCAGGGGGAGUCUUCUCGUGGCGACAGUGGUGGCGGCGGAGGAAUUAGGGGUAUUAGACCGCCUGUUCUUGCUCCUCCACCAGCAUUUUCGCGACGGGUUAUAGAUGACGCGUUCUCUACAGCCUCUACUUGGGAUAUUGUAGUAUCUCUUGCUCCAAAUGAUGAUAAAGGUUCGUCUUUCGUGGUUCGUGGACGGUACAGUUCUUCUGAUGAUGAAGAAGCUGUUGAAGAGAUUGAUGAGGGAGAGGAGGAGGAGGACGAGGAGGUAAUUGGGGUGAGACUGGGAGAGACUGUUGUUCUUUCUGAAUCUUGUUCGUUCACUACCACUUCAAAUGAUGAUGAUUCUUCUAGCACUGACAUUUCGCCAAAUGGUAGAAUCAGACGUAAUAUCACAAAAUGGCAAAAGGGGAGCCUUCUGGGACGUGGGUCGUUCGGAGCCGUAUAUGAAGGAAUUGCCGAAGAUGGAUUCUUUUUUGCUUUGAAGGAAGUUUCUUUGCUUGAUCAAGGAGACCUGGGAAGGCAAAGUAUAUACCAACUUGAACAGGAGAUUGCUCUUCUAAGUCAGUUUGAACAUGAAAACAUAGUUCGGUAUUAUGGUACAGAGAAGGAUGAUUCAAAUCUAUACAUCUUUCUGGAGCUGGUGACAAAAGGUUCCCUUUUAAAUCUCUAUCAAACAUAUAUUCUACAAGAUUCCCAAGUUUCUGGAUAUACAAGGCAGAUCCUGCAUGGUUUGAAGUACCUGCAUGAGCGAAAUGUGAUUCACAGGGAUAUAAAAUGUGCAAAUAUAUUGGUGGAUGCCAAUGGAUCUGUGAAACUUGCAGAUUUUGGAUUGGCGAAGGCGGUUAAGUUGAAUGAUGCAAAAUCUUGCAAAGGAACUGCAUUCUGGAUGGCUCCCGAGGUUGUUAGGAACCAAGGAAACCAAGGAUAUGGCAUUUCAGCAGAUAUAUGGAGCCUCGGAUGCACUGUCUUAGAGAUGUUAACCCGCCAAAUGCCUUACUUUCAUCUUGAAUGCAUGCAGGCAGUGUAUAGGAUUGGACAGGGUGAGCGACCACGUGUUCCUGAUUCUCUUUCCAGAGAUGCACGGGAUUUUAUACUUAGAUGCCUCCAAGUUAAUCCUAAUACUCGGCCCACUGCUACUCAGCUCUUAACCCAUCCAUUUGUGAAGCAGUCACUCACCACGUACUCAGGGUCAGCAUCUCCUUAUCAUCUUGUCAGGAGGACUUAAAAAUUUUCCAUAAGCUUUGAAGUGUAAGCAAGGUAAAAGAUUGAUUCGGUGUAAUUCAAUUUUCGGUCAUUGGUUGCAAUUCCACAUCCCACAAAAACUCAAAAGAAAAGGGAAAAAAGAGUGAGAAAUAGACUUGAAUCUUGUCAUCUGCAACUCUUUAACCAUGUUACAAAAAAACAUUGUGAAAGGGCAUUUGUUCUCAUUAUUAGUAUGAGAUUCUGGCAUGCACAUGUUGUGAUGGGAAAAGGAUAUUGAAGUUGGCUCGGGAUUUUUUCAUGCAAGAAGAUUGUGGGAAAUUCCCAUUCUUUUUGGAUCAGAUGCUUGUUGGAAGUUCUCAUAUAGUACACUCGAUUGUUUUCUACUCUGCAUCUCAAAUGCAGGGAAGAGGUAGACAGCUUGAUGAAGGGACAUUCCAAAAAGAAAAUGAAAUUAUUAUUGAGGGACCUCCUCUACAAUACUGCAUAAUCUUUACUGUCAAACCCACCCCCCACCCCAAGCCUAUGUUAAUUAAUUAUUACUUCUGAUAAAUUUAUACUGUGCCCCACAAGUUGGACUAUGACUUUGACCCUGGGCCCUUGUUACCAUCUUCACUCACCGACGUGAUACCCUCUCUCGGAAGAAAAAAACCUCCCAACCACCGUCAGAAUAUUUCCUUGCAUUGGACCCUCAUGUUGGUUAAUUGAUUCCAGGGUUGUAGUCAUUCGAUUUUUCAAUGGAUGCAUUAGAUCUCUGUGGCAUGUUGGAACUAUAAGUCGUCUUGCACCAUCCAGGAUCCAUCCAUGUACAUGAAAUCGAUGAAGACUACCAUACUAUCAAUUCCGUCGACUUUUCUGGAGAUCUUCACACCAAAUGGUGAACUGCUGCAAAUUAUUAUUGUUAUUUGCUGUCGGAAUUUUUGUUUCUUGUCAAUAGCUGAUUGGUGUAUAAUUAUUUUUUUCUCCUUCCUGCUGUCUAUAGGUUAAGCAUUAGUUGUAGAGAUCAGAAAUCAGAUGUUUCUUGUAUAUAUAUCUCUUCAUUCAAAAUUAUGUGAGAUGCAUUUCUAUUUGUAGUUUCUA